AUGGUGAAUUCAGAAACUGCUCCUUUACUCUUUAGAAUGAAGAAAAAUGUGGAGACUUCCUCAACAAUGACCACAAAAGAGGCAGCAGCACUACAAAAUACGAUAACAAAGAUCAAGGACGACGACGACGACGGCAAGAAAUCGUUUUCGUUUUCAAGUUCACCAAUGCUCAGUCAUCGUGGCUUGAGUGAAAAAAUUUCAAUAAGAGCAAGGGCAUUAUCGAGAACUCUCAAGUGGAAAGAGACCACUUACAAAAAUAUCGGAAAUAGGAAUAAAUUCCGUAACAAAAAUAGCAACAAUGUCUUAUGGAUGACAUUAAUCUUCCUUGCUAUGUUGUCAGCGAUUGCAUAUUUUUACCUUUCGGGAUCUUCUCCGAUCGAGACACCUGCAAUUAUGAAUUCAACCACUAAUAACCAAACUCUAGAUAAUGGAGGCAAAGGUGAUCAUCACUAUCUUGGUGACAAUUUAUUAUUAUCACAGCAAGAACAAGCAAAUAAAUUGAAGCAAUUAGUCGGUCUUUAUAAUUUCUAUAAGAAUGAAAAAGAUCAUGCGGUCAAUGCUGAGGUUGUAAAGGAGUUGACCUCACCUACAUGUGGAGAGCCUCAUUUUACGUACAUGCAACCAUUUCAACAUCUCGUCUCGAGUCAUGAAACUCCAAGAAAUUUAGGGUGUCGUCCAUUUUCGAGCGUUGUCGGAAACUUAACACUCGAAUUCAAAUCAGGGUUACGACGCAUCAAGGCAAUCGCUUAUGCUCAUAUGGACCCAGACUUGACCAGUGCACCCAAAGAAAUCGAAAUUUACACCAUAACAAAGAACCCCGACAAUGAACAACGUCACCACCAUGACUACACCAAGUUCAACAACUUACUUUCAAUCAUCAAGCGAUUCGUAACUAGAACAAAAUAUUCUGCGCCAUUUCAUGAUUUUCAAUUCAUCGCCAACUUUACACACACUAUUGACCAAAUGCCCCUACAAAUCUUCGAGAUUCCGAGCACUGCGCAGCCGUCGACUGGAAUACGGUAUCUUUUAUUCAGUAUCAAGUCUAACUGGGGGAACGAAAUUACUUGUUUGUCAAGAUUUCGUGUCUAUGGCGAAUUAAUUGGUGGUGGUGGAAUUGACGGUGAUUGA
Messenger RNA from Ambispora gerdemannii, 1128 nucleotides. Lineage: Eukaryota; Fungi; Glomeromycota; Glomeromycetes; Archaeosporales; Ambisporaceae. The record is from the annotation of a GenBank genome assembly.